Molecule: messenger RNA, 1165 nt
Organism: Lotus japonicus
Lineage: Eukaryota; Viridiplantae; Streptophyta; Magnoliopsida; Fabales; Fabaceae
Product: tetraspanin-8-like
Exons: 2
Coding region: 83-883 (266 amino acids)
Biological process (GO): auxin-activated signaling pathway
Cellular component (GO): plasma membrane; plasmodesma
Source: RefSeq, a predicted model, not a curated record
UUCACAAGCACGUUUAGGCCAGUGAGUGAGUUCACUCUUGAACCAUUGUUGGUAGCAACCAAGAUAACGAAACCACCUCACCAUGGUUCGUCUCAGCAACAACCUCAUCGGCCUCCUGAACUUCCUCACACUCCUCCUCUCCAUUCCCAUUCUCGUCACCGGCGUCUGGCUCAGCAAGCAACCCGGCACCGACUGCGAGCGCUGGCUGGAGCGUCCCAUCAUCGCGCUCGGUGUCUUCCUCCUCCUCGUCUCCCUCGCCGGUCUCGUCGGCGCGUGCUGCCGCGUCUCAUGGCUCCUCUGGGUCUACCUCCUCGUCAUGUUCCUCCUCAUCGUCCUCGUCUUCGCAUUCACCAUCUUCGCGUUUGCUGUUACCAACAAGGGUGCUGGUGAAGCGCUUUCUGGUAGAGGUUAUAGGGAGUAUAGGCUUGGAGAUUACUCGAACUGGUUGCAGAAGAGGGUGAAUAGUACUGGAAACUGGAACAGGAUAAGGAGUUGUCUUGGGUCGGGGAAGCUUUGCUCUGAGUUUCGGAACCGGUUUGUUAACGACACUGCGGAGCAGUUCUAUGCUGAGAACUUGUCUGCUCUUCAGUCUGGGUGUUGUAAACCAUCAAACGACUGUGGAUUUACAUACCAGGGCCCAUCUGUGUGGAAUAAGACAGAAGGUGUAAACUAUUCAAACCCAGACUGUCAUGCUUGGGAUAAUGACCCCAAUGUUCUGUGCUUCAAUUGCCAAUCUUGCAAGGCUGGAUUACUGCAGAACAUUAAGACUGAUUGGAAGAAGGUGGCUGUUGUGAACGUCAUAUUUCUCGUUUUCCUGAUUAUCGUCUACUCCAUCGGUUGUUGCGCCUUCCGGAAUAACAGGAAUGACAAUUGGAAGCGGUAGAUCUAUAGUAAGCUUGUAGGUUUGGUAGUUUCACGAUUUACACAUAAUCCAAGACACGUUUGCUAGAACAUUUUACGGUGGAACCAAAGAUGCUAGCACUAUUAGUAUGCUGAUGGGAUUUUGGCCAAUUUUCUGGUUUCUAUAUUGUGUUUAUAGGAUAUGACAGUUUAUGCUAUUUUCAUUGUAAAGUGUCAAGUUUAUAUUGCACUAGACUACCUACCAUAUUCACAGUUGUAUAUUUUGGCUAUGUCCAUUCUCCAACAGUCUAUUCCCAUUUCCUAA